GGACAAGAUUAAACGUUCGUCGUUUUCAUUUCCAGCAGCAACAGUUAGCGGUAGCAUGUGCUAACGACAAAAAACCAUAACAACAAAUAAUUUGUUGAUAAUGAAACAUUUUUAAUGGCUAUUUAAAUGUUUCAUAUUAAACUAUAAAUGCAUUCAGUGUUGGUGUUACGUAUACGGUGUGCAGUGUUAUUUUAAAUAUUAAAGUGAAAAGUUCUAAAUCGAUACAGUCAAUUUACCUUGCAACUGCCGGUGUCCAAAACAAAGAAAGCCCUCAAGAUACUAAUUUUUGGGCUAAUUUGAAUACCACAUUUUACUCGAUUGUAACGUCUUUGCUAACGUAAGCUUUGAGAACGCACGUAAAUUAAAAUGUCCACAUUUUAUUUGUUCUUCGUCAUCGCGUUCGUUACCAUUUCACAAUGUCCAUUAACAAUAGCUGAUCCUGUUGUCCACUUGGGUCAUGCGAAGAUAGUUGGCACAUAUAUGCCUGGAUAUAAAAUCAGCAGUUUUGAAGCGUUUUUGGGAAUCCCAUAUGCUAAGCCUCCAUUAGGUCGGCUUCGAUUUGCGAAUCCAGUUCCCGCCGAUCCUAUUAUUGGAGUGUUCAAUGCGACCACGGCUAGAGACGAUUGUAUACAGAAGAAUUAUUUGCUGAAGACACCUGUAAUACUGGGCGAUGAGGAUUGUUUGUAUUUGAAUGUUUACAGGCCAGUUGGGGCAAGUUCAGAGCAGCCACUUCCAGUCAUGGUGUAUAUUUACGGCGGAGGUUUCUUCUCUGGAACAGCUAAUCCCGGAAUUACAGGACCUGCAUAUUUUAUGGAUACCCAAAAAGUUAUUCUUGUAACUAUGGCAUAUCGACUGGGAGCUUUCGGUUUUCUUUCAACUGGCGAUGAAAGCAGUCCUGGCAACUAUGCUCUCAAGGAUCAGUCGAUGGCUCUACGUUGGAUUCAUGAAAAUAUCCUUAAAUUUGGUGGAGAUAAAGACUCGGUUACGAUUUUCGGUCAAAGUGCCGGUGGUGCGUCAGUCCAUAUGCAUAUGCUCAGCGAGCGGUCAAUAAAUUACUUCCAUCGUGCAAUUGUAAUGAGUGGAAAUGCCGCCGCUCCGUAUAAUGACUAUCUCAAAAAUCCUUUAGCGCAAGCCCGCUUGCAAGCUAAAUAUUUGGGAAUUCCAAGGUGGAAUAGGUUGACCUCAGUCCAACUUAUUGCUGCUCUGCGUCGCGUGAAUGCCAUUGAUAUAUUGGAGGCUGGAGAUAAAUUCAAGUAUUGGCAUGUAGAUCCCAUGACAGUAUUCCGGCCUGUUGUUGAAAAAAAUAUACCUGGAGCCUUUAUGACGAAGGACCCGAAGGAAGUUGUCAAAACUGGAGCCUUUCGACACAUUCCGUGGAUGAUCACAUCUGUUCCUUAUGAAGGAGCUGUCAGAACAUUAUCGAUUCUAUCGAAUAAAACUUUAGUGGAAGAUUUUAAUAAGAGUUUUGAUGAGCUCCUGAUCCGACUUAUGGAAAUUGAAUAUAAUUCUCCUAAACAGCGAAACUGGUACGUCCAAAAAUUAGUGGAUCAAUAUAUGAACGGAGUGCGAGUGCUAUCAGAGAAAACGGGUCAAGGGUUUGGAGAUAUGAUUACAGGACGAGCUUUUGUCCAGCCUAUGAACUUCACCAUUGAACAAUACAUGAAAUAUGCCGAUCUGGAUAAGAACCCACUCUAUUUAUUGAAAUUCAAUUAUCGAGGCGCAUACUCAUAUUCCUAUUUAUUCGCCGAAAAUUUCCAAAAUUACGGCGUUGUUCAUUGUGAUGAAUUAAUCUAUUUAUUCAGUUCGCCUUCUUUAGGAUUUAACAUAGACCAAGAAAGCACAGAUGCUAACGUUUCAGCGGCUCUUGUUGAUAAUUACGUUGCAUUUGCAAUCGAAGGCCGACCGCAACAUUCUGAAGCGAAACCUUGUAGUAACAAUCAAUCUGUUUGUGAAUAUCUGGAAUUCAAAAAUUCAGAGAAUUCAUCAGGAUUUGAAAUUACUACGUCGGAUGAGUAUGAUGAUAGCGAAACAACUUUCUGGAAUAAUCUCAUAUCUUAUUAAGUUAAGUGAGAAUUACAGAUACUUUAGUACGAAUUUCUUGAAAAGUAUUAUUUUUAUUAGAUUUAAAUUUAUAUAGAUUAAUAGUGUCUUGCCUACAAUUUAUUACUUAUUAUGUAAUAUCUUAAAUAAUAUCUAUAGAAUGGAUGUGCCGCUUUAUUGUUAAUGCCGACUUUGUUACAAAAAAGACUUGAAAUAGAAGUAAAUGUUCCACAUGCAAUGAAACUAA
Molecule: messenger RNA, 2287 nt
Organism: Hermetia illucens (black soldier fly)
Lineage: Eukaryota; Metazoa; Arthropoda; Insecta; Diptera; Stratiomyidae
Product: venom carboxylesterase-6-like
Exons: 10
Coding region: 367-2061 (564 amino acids)
Molecular function (GO): cholinesterase activity
Source: RefSeq, a predicted model, not a curated record